This is a messenger RNA of Cariama cristata (Red-legged seriema), 625 nucleotides long. It is a transcript of the gene UFM1, whose product is annotated as ubiquitin-fold modifier 1. The record is from RefSeq and is a predicted model, not a curated record. The annotation marks the transcript as partial. Lineage: Eukaryota; Metazoa; Chordata; Aves; Cariamiformes; Cariamidae. Gene Ontology annotation, cellular component: nucleus; cytoplasm. Gene Ontology annotation, biological process: protein K69-linked ufmylation. The transcript is spliced from 4 exons.
GUUGAGUGUGCCUGAAAGUACGCCUUUCACAGCUGUCUUGAAGUUUGCUGCAGAAGAAUUCAAAGUUCCUGCAGCAACAAGUGCCAUUAUAACAAAUGAUGGUAUAGGAAUAAACCCUGCACAGACAGCAGGAAAUGUAUUUCUAAAGCAUGGUUCGGAUUUACGGAUCAUUCCCAGAGAUCGUGUUGGGAGUUCUUAACAGCUCCUGAAAGCUUUGGAAUAAGUGACAUUGGCAUGCAGCAAAGGUCUAUUUAUUUUGGAACUCCAAAAUGCAACUAAUGAAUUGGCCUUUAUUAAAGCUAGCAAAAAUGACUUCCCAGGAUUUGAUUGUUUUUUGUUUUGUUGUAAAUGGAGAUAAGAUUUCAUUUUCUUGUUAAAAUAUAUUAACUCAUGCACUGAUUCUUCCCUGACUAGUAGAAGAAUGAGCUGAUUGCAUGUUACAUUCCUGAAAGAAAGAUGGACUUCUCUAUAGGUGUUACUUUCACCACAAGGGUAAACACACAGACACAAUCAAUAGAUAUUUAAAAUAUUGGAUAUUGAUGAGCCAACUCUGUGGAAGGGGGAACUGUGUUAUGAUUUUUCUACAAAGAAAUUGUUCGUACUGAGUGCUAAAACAGGUGUUUUU